Messenger RNA from Nothobranchius furzeri (turquoise killifish), 1358 nucleotides. Its product is annotated as UPF0500 protein C1orf216 homolog. NCBI's taxonomy places the organism in Eukaryota, Metazoa, Chordata, Actinopteri, Cyprinodontiformes, Nothobranchiidae. The record is from RefSeq and is a predicted model, not a curated record.
AGGCCCAGUUCAGGAAGCAGGAUGGGAGGAGGAGGAGGAGGAGGAGGAGGAAGAGGAAGAUAAACAUCACACAGGCGGUUUGGAGGAGGGGAAACUGGGAGGCGCAGCGUCCAUCAGCAGCUCCACCGAACCAGAACCAGCAUUAAAGGUAAGACCGAGCCGGAACACGCGCGUUUCUCCUCAUGGUUCUGUUAGAGGAGCAGCCGGAGGAGACGAGCUGAAAUGGGGGAGUCCCAGUCCCGGUCAGUGAUGCUUCACCAUCAGGACCAGCAUCUGGACCCGGGCCAUGAUGGUACCACAAACAUCUCCUCGCUUCAGAACAAAGACAACAACUUCAACUUCCUGCCAGGAGAAGUGGGCCGAAGCUUCACGGGGAAGAGAGGAAGAGGAGAUGAGAAGUGGAACCAGGGCCGUCCCCGGAACCUGACCCUGGGACGGGACACGUCCAGCUCUGCUCCCUCCGGGUUUCACUCGGGAAUCUUGUCCCCCCGCUCCCGCCUGCCCUGCUGGAGCCCCCUGGAGCCUCUUCCUGAAAUAGAGAGUGGCGAUGACGGGUACGGUCGGGUUCCGCCCGACGGCGCUGAGGAGCAGAGGAUGGAGGAGGAGGGGAGGGAGGAGCAGGAAGACGUGGAUGAUGAGUGGGGGGACAGCGACUCGGACUCGGAGGUCAGCUGCGGGUCCGGAGGAAGCCAGGUCUCCCUCAACAUGGAGAGUGGGGGGGAGGCCGUGGGGGGGUGGGGCAGGGUCGGCGUCGGAGAACCCACAUCAAAGCAGGAGGAAGGAGAACCCACCAGAACCAGGAGGGAUGUUCCUGCAGCACCCGAGCGUUGUGGCCACAAACCACUGACAGGAAGUGAGCUGCAGGAGCAGCGUAACCACGACGACCAGUCCUCAGACUCCGACGGAGAGCUGCCAGAGCUGAUGGACGCCGUGUGGACCCUGAGGGACCGCGAGCGCUUCAAGGCUCAGGAGAUGGAGAAGCACCAGGUGCAGCUGACCAUGUACCGGCGUCUGGCACUGAUCCGUUGGGUCCGCACGCUGCAGAACCGGGUCCAGGAGCAGCAGAACCGCCUGCAGUCCAGCUUCGACGUCAUUCUGACUCACAGGAAGGAGCUUCUGCGGAUGGGAGCUGGCACCGUCAGUCAGUCCUAACGAAGUGUGCAGAGCGGCGUGCAGCCUCGGCCAUCUUGUUGCUGAUUGUUCCCGGGCCAAACCCAUCUGUGUUCCAGAACCGAGCCAACCCGACCCGAGCUGUCUCGGACUCUUUAGUUGUUUGUGUUUUCCACUCAGCUGAUUUACCUGUGGCCACCUGACAGGGUGGAAGUGACAUCACCGAAUAAACAUCAUGCCCAACUCUC